AUAUAAAGUGAGUGAAAAAUAAAGAUGUAGAUUUUCCAAGUUGGAACUGGAAGUAUUUCUAAUGGCUUUUUUUGUUAUUGAAAAAAUAAAUAUGAAAAUCUCACUUCGAACAAGAUUCUUGCAUCAAUACAUAAUAGUUCUGUGAAAAUGUUGUAAAUAUUACAUUCCGAUAUAUUUGUGAAUAAUAUUUUGUAUACGUUUAGUUGAUUAUUGUAUCUGACGGAGCCGCUGUAAUGGCGUCGGAUAUUGAAGCUUGUGAAAAUGAUCCAAAUUUUGCAGUUAUUUGUUCAUUUAUGGAGAAAUUCGGUAGCCAGUGUGGGUUACCAAGCUUAGAUAUCCUGGAAUUACAGCGUAUGCUAGAGAAUACGGAAGAAGUUCAUACCAACUUACUCAACCUCAUAUUGAAGCUGUUGAAAAAGGUGAAAAAAAGUGUAAAAAACGAAAAAUGGGAGAAACAUCUUAUUGAUGUGUGUCACAUGUUCAGUACCAAAGAUGCUUGGGAGAUAGAGCGUUUUGGCUUCAAAAAGGCUAAGUUGUCAUCGAAAAUUAGAGCUCUGAAGGAGCUUCUUGAAAUGCAGUUUGACUACAAUGUCAAAUUCAAAAAUGACGUUAAUAAACUAAGCAGCACUGAGUUGAGGUCUUUGCCGUUAGGUAGAGAUAAGGCAGGACAUGCCUACUGGUUUCACAGUGACGAAAAUUAUCAAAUUAGAGUUUAUAAGGAAGAUAUAGAUGAAGAAACGUGGACUCUCAUCGCCAAAGACAGAGAAAGCCUUGUCUCUCUCAUCAACAAACUUGGCGAUGGAGAUUACAAGGUCAGUUCAGAUUCUGCGGCGAAUGAAGAUAGUAACUCGUUAUCUGAAAAACCAAUUUUAGACACUGGCCAAAUAACUGACUGUAAAAAUGAUACAGAUGCAAAGGACACUGCUGACAAUGGAAUGAUUCAAAACAAUACUGAAAAAAAGAAUGAGGAUAAGCCAAAACCCUUGUUGAGGAUCAAAAAUCUCAGUGAAUUGAUAGAUGAAAACGUGAAAAGGCCUAGAUUUAGCAGUGACGAUGAAGAAGAACGUCAAGACAAAAUAUUGAAAGUAUCGAAAGACAUGAAAAUGCCUCUAGUUAGCAGUGAAGAUGUAAAAGAACGACAAGAAAAGGUGUUGAAAGUACAUUUGAGAACUUCUAGUUUGAAAGAUUCAGUUAAAGUUAAGACUAAAUCAAAAUCAAAGGGUCAGAGUGGGAAAGAAGAUGUUCCAGUGGUCGGGGAGGCUAUAGAAGAAGAUGUUAUGUAUUUUCAAGGUGAAGGAAGCGGAGAAGAUUGUAAAACUGGUAAUGAGGAUAAUGUAAGCAAAAGUGAAAAAUCAGAAACUGAUAGUAUUAAAGAUAAUUUAGGUGUAAAUAAAGACAAUAAUGAUGAUAACUUCAAGGAGGUUCCUUGUAAACAGUCUAACGAUGUUAAGAUUGACAAUAAUACUGACAAUUGUCCACCAAGUCCUACUAAAAAUUCAAAAAAAGAUUCUGAAAUUGAAGAUGUAAGCACACCACCUAAUACACCUAAAAAAUCGAUUUUUUUCUUUGGAUCGCCUGGUACGAAAAGUGCGAAUAUAUCACCAUCUCUCACUAUGGGGUUUGGUCAAAUACCCCAUAAAAAUGAUACUGCAGAAUCUGAAAAUAAAGAAAAUAAUGAAUUUGAAGAGAAGGAAAGUGACAACCCCAUAGGCAUCCCUAAUUUGGGAUCGAAAGAAAAUAUUGAAUUCACCGAUAAUACAGCAAAUGAUGUAGAAGAGAAUAAGAGGGACAAAUUUGAGAAUGACAAAAACACAGAUAAUGAUAAAAACAAUGAUGGUGAUAAAAACGAAGAUAAUGGCAAUGAUAAAAAUAAUGACAUUUCUAAUGAUAAUGUAUUGAAUAUUGAAAAUACAGUAACAUUACCGGACAAUUCAACUGAAUUAGACGCUAACAAGGAGGCAGAUAGUAAUAUUGUCAUUUCUACAAAUGAAAAUGAAUCACUUGCAAUUGAAAAACCAUGUGUGAAAAAGGUAGCAUAUGUCUGUGGUGAUGAAAAAAAUAAUUAUAAUGAAAAGAAUAAGAAAGAAGAGAAGGAAGCUACAAAAGCUCUACAAAUUGAUGAAAAAUCCAGGGAACCGGACAAUUCAAAAACUCUACCACUGAAAUUGAAAUGUAGAGAAGAUACAACUUCAGUUGAAAAAACAAAUCUGUCUUCUACCGAGGUAUUAAAUGAAAUACAAGAAGAAUCUAAGCAAGAUAAACCCAAAAGCUCACUACGAUCUGUGAGGAAUAGAAAAAAUAGCACUACCAAUGUUACAUCUGCGAUUACCGAAACACCCAUUCUUCAGAAAAAUGACAACGAAGAAGAGGUGCAGACUGAAAUAGUUUAUGUCAAAGGCAGAAGAGGAAGGUCCAUAAAGGAGAGGGAAGAAACACAACCUGUUGCUACUACUAAGAAACCAAAGCUGGCUGUGGACAAUAAGGAAAAAAAGAAAGAAGAGCUAGUGGACCAAGAAGAAAGACAGACGCGGCAGGGCCGCCAACGCCAAAUCAGGGAAAAAAUUAGCGCGGCUACAACCCCCAAUUCAUCACAAGUUUCGUCACCAAUCUCUAAUGCCGAUUCAGUCAUAACCUUUCCUGAAUCAGUAGAUAGCAACAGCCUCCAAGACCCACCUCAAGAAGAAAAAGAUCCCCUAGCAGAUACGAAUGAUGAAAAAGAAGACGAUGUGUCAUCAACAAAGAGUGAAACAGUGGCACCCAACAAAUCUAUUAGUUCACAAACUUUUGCUUUAGAUUAUAAUGAAUCAUCAACUACCCCACCUGUACAUGUUAUUCCUUCUAUGAGGGGUGUGAGAAAAAGGGGGAGACCCACAGGUUCCAUGGAAGAGGUGAACGUGGAGGAAGCAGGAGAAGGAAAGAGGAUGAAGUUGAAGGGUAAACGUCAAGUUAACACACAACUGCGCAGGAGUGUCGAGCAGCAAAAGGAACAGCAAAUCAGCAUCAGCAGUAGUGACGAGGUGAUAGAACUUUCUGACGAAGAUGUGCCCAAGAAAGCAAUUGGCAAGGCGGCAAAGAAAAAGAAAGGUUUUGCGGCUAGGAAAAAACAGGCGGAGAAAUCUGCAACAAUCAGUGAUGAUGAAUCGAAUAGUGCACGAAUACCAGUCAAAGCAGCUAAAGUUAAAAAGCCAAUUGUAAGGCACCCUGAGAAUAAGAAUAAAAGGCUUCUUGAUGGAAUGGACUUUCAUUUAGUAGAUUUUGGAAGGACGACAAGGCAAUCUAGAAGAAUAGCACAAAUCAAGAUCAGGGAACAAGCUUCGCCAAAGAAACCUGAACGAAUAACAAAGGAAGAAAAAGGAAAGAAAAAUCAUACCAAAGGAAAACAGUACACUCCAGAAAAACGGAAAAUAAACUCGCCAGUCGUCAACAUCUCCUCUGGGCCUGACGAAGAACCCGAGGAUACCAAGAAAAAGAAGAAGAAGGCUCCCAGAAAAACCUUCGACGAGAAACGGCCUUGGAGGUCUAGCAGCGAAUCGAGCGACGAACAAGAAGAUUGGGUCGAGGAGGAAGAGGAGCCCAUAGAAGAAGAAGAUCCUCCUAUCGAAUUGAAAUCCGAUCAUGAAUUCUCGCCAGAGAGCGACAUAGAAGAUGAAUAUCAGUUGCCAAGGAGAGCAAGGACUGCCAGGAAGAAUUAUGGCGAAAAAUCUGAUGAAGAAGAAGAGGAGGAUUUUCCAUGUCAGAAGUGCGGAAAAUCUGACCAUCCAGAGAUGGUUUUGCUUUGUGAUAAAUGUGAUAAUGGAUGGCAUUGCUCUUGCCUUAGGCCACCCCUUCUGAGCAUCCCGGAAGGUGACUGGUUUUGUCCACCUUGUCAGCACGUGAUCCUUGUGGACAACUUGCACUCCAAGCUGGUCGAGUACGACAAGAAGCUGACGAAGAAGGGGCUGGAGGACAGGCGGAAAGAGCGCCUCGCCUACGUCGGUAUCAGCCUCAACAACGUGCUGCCUGCCAAAGACCAGCAGAAGAAGAAGCGCCGACACUCGGCCGAAGCCGAGGGCAGCGCGUCCAGCUCGCAGCGCUCGGAAUCGUCGGCGUCGGAGGAAAGCGACAGCGACGAACCGAUCUACCAGCUGCGGCAGCGCAGACAGGCGAAGAGCUACAAGUUCAACGAGUACGACGAGAUGAUCAAGAACGCGAUCCAAGACGAGAUGGACGAGAAGGAAAAGGAGAUCGUUCCGCCAUCAAGAGGCAAAGAUAUGGCAACUAUUGUUAGAGCUGAUGAGCAAGAUAAAAAAGAGAGAGAAGCUGAAGAUGAUGAAUCACUGAAAACUGAGCCAAAAGUUACACAGGGAGGCGAGGGUGAUACCAAAGACAAAAAAACAAAAACUAAGAAGGAAGAAUCGGACAAAGAAACUGAAAAACUAGUGCCAGUGUUGAAAACAAAGAAAAAGAUCAGAAAAAUGUGUAGCUUGGAUAGUAGUGAUGGCGAUGAUGACUCUGAUGAGGAUUUCAAAGGCAGCAGUUCGAGUUCAGAAGAAGAAGAUGACUUUGAUGAAGGAAGUGACAGUGAUGAUUUACCUGGUUCCAAGAAGAGACAUAUGCCGGUUCGAAGAUCUACACGCGCCAGAGUUACCAAGUUUGAUACAGAUUUUAUAAAUGAUGAAUAUGAUGAUGAUGUGCCUAAAAAGAAGAAGAAAACAAAAUAUUUUUCCGAAUCAGAUUCCACUGAAAGUGAAAAUUCUUGGGGUGGAAAGAAGAAGAAAUCAAGGUUCGGUCAUGUGAAGAAGAAGAAGAAAUCCAAAAAGAAGAGCAUUCUUGAUGAACUGGAUCUAGACCCAGAUACAAUAAAAAAAAAGAAACCUAGAAUCAAAUAUGGCGGUCUGACAACCUCAAGUGAAGAAGACAUGGGUAGAGGUAGAAGAACAAGAGGAAAGAAAACUACCUAUGUUGAUACCUUGGGAUCUGACAGUGAAGAGGAAAGAAAAAGGAGAAACAAAUAUGCUAGACGAAUAGUGAGUGAUGAUGAAGAUGAUGAGGAUUUUGUUGCUAAUGAAGAAGACGAAAAAGACAGUGAUGAAGUAGAAGACGAUAAUGUUGGUGAGGACCAAGAUGAAGAUGAAGAGGAAGACAAGGGCGAGGACAAAGGAAGGAGAGCACCAUUUGUUCCAAAAAUAUAUAUAAAGAAACCUCUUGUAGCAAAGGAAACGGAAAAGAAUUCAGAAAAAAUUGAAAAUAAACCAUCAAGUGAGGAGAAAAAUGAAGAAAAUGAUAAAUCAAAGGAGGGCGAAAAAAUUGAAAAUAAGUUGAUUACAACUAACAACAAAACUGAAAAUGAUGAUGGUAGUAAAUUACCGCCUGUAGUCGAUGAAAAACCAGAGAAAGUCAUUGAACAAAUACCUGAGAAACUUGAAUCUAGUUCUGAAACAAAGCCUCAAGAACAUGAACUCAAAUCUGGAAAAGCGAGGACAAUAGAGAAACUCAAGGAAACACUUCAGAAAUCAAUAUUGUCUAAAGAAAUUAGUAUUUCUUUCAAAUCGAAGGAAGGAAACCUUGAAAAGAAAGAAGAUUUGCACUCUACUGGCAAUCAUAUGAUAGAAAUGAAUAAAAAUUAUGAUAACAUAGCUGAGAUAGAGAAAAUGAAGGAGGAAGAAGAACAUGCAAAUAAGCAUCUUCAAAUGGUAGCUAGGCGUCUCGAAAUGGAGAAGAAAAUAGCAACUAUGGGCAGGGAGUUACCGAACUCAGUGAUGCCAACCAAUCUUGCCAUGGACAAACUACAGCCAGCGAAAAGAGGAAGGAAACCGAAAGUAAAGGCUUUUCCGUCUAGUGUGGCGCACGAACCUAUCGUCAGUAAUGUGGGAAAAAUGAUCAGGAAUGAUGAUGGAAACGAUGAGCUAUCAGAACCGCCUAUGGGAGUGAAUUUACCUUUCUUCGACGAGUUAUCAAAAGAUGGCAUAGAGGACUCGCCGAAAAAGAGGAAAGGAAGAGGUAAGGGAAAGAAGACCCUCGAAGACUCGAAUCUAUCCGCCGACUCCGCCCAGCCGCCCGCGUGCAACAUCGAAAUCGCCGCGCCGCCGCAGCCGUUCUCUCAGGCCACGCCCACUCCUUCCGUCAUCACGCGCAUGUUGCAAACGAAGCCCGGCCAGGCGACCGCCUACCCGGUGGGGUUGAUCCGGCCGAAGCGGUUCGCGACGAUGCCCGACGACGAUGACGACGAGGAGGAGGCCACGCCGGUCGGCAGAGGGGGAACGCCCACGACCGGCGGGCGGCCGCAAAGGGUGGGCGGAGCGCCGUUGGGGCAGAGUUGGCCCGGUGCCGGUACCAGAGGCCCUGCACCAUACGGACCACCUAUGUUUCAAAAUCACUACCCAAGAGGCAUGAUUCCACCACAUCAGAUGCGUGGACCUCCCCCGUCCAAUCCCCACGUUCCUUCCCCACCUGCUCCCCACGGACAUCCUGGUGGUUCCCACGGACCUCCUCCUGGCGGUUCCCACGGACCUCCUCCUAGUGGUUCACAUGGACCUCCUCCAGGUGUUUCACACGGACCAUCUUCAGGUGGUCCACAUAUCCUUCCUUCUUCUGGUUCCCAUAGACAUCCUGGUGGUUCCCGUGGACCUCCUCCUAGUGGUCCUCAUGGACCCCCUCCUGGUGGUUCCCAUGAACCUCCUGCUGGUUCCCAUAUGCCUUCUUCUGGUGGUUCUCAUGGACCCUCACCUAGUCAACCAGGACCUCAUGGGCCUCCACCACCACUACCUCCUGUACCACAUGGAUCUCCUGCAGCUAUGCACCCGCACCUCUUCCACCAACACAGACUGAUGGACCCGUCGGGGCCGGAUGGCAACGUGUCCGCCCAAAGUCCGCCUCUGAUGGUGCCGCCUCCCACGGGCAGUCCGGGGGUCAAAGGGGAGCCGCAGAACUAUUCGAGGUCGGCCGCUAAUCGGUACCCGCCGGCCGGUACGCCACCUAGCAUCACAGCAGCCACCCCACCGCGACCGCUCCACCUCCUGCCCCCCCACCUGCAGCAGCAGCCCCCGCGCGUGCCCAGUCCCUACCCGCCCAACCCCUCGGGGCAGCCGUCGCCGGGCUACUACGGCGGCUACCCGGCGCCGCCCGAGAACGCGGUGCCGCCCGAGCACGCGGCGCCACCCGCCGAGGGUUACGAAGGCGGGCCGCCCUACGCCGAGGAGUUCGAGGGCGGGGAAGGGGCGGAGGCGGAGGCGGAGGAGGCCGAGAACGGGGAGGGGAAGCCGUUCGAGGGCGGCGAGGAGCCUAGCGGCGAGUUCGGCGGGCUGGUGUCGUAUUUCUCCAGCCAGUGGGAGGACGACUUGGAGUCAUAGUUUGUAGAAGUUAGUUACUUCCAUCAUCACGAAAUUUUAUCCAUUUGAAGCCUCCUAAUAAUUGUACAAGUUGGUGAAUUCUAUGGUUGAUCUAUUAUUUAAUGUACAAAAUUCUUUUAUUUAUGUAAAUAGUUGUAUAUAGAAUUUGUAGACUUGAAAAGUGAUACAGGAACUGCAUAAUGUAUGAUAUACAAAUUAUUGGAAGGUGUUUCAAGAUAUCAUUGAUAUAUCAUUUCAAAUUAGGAAAUAUUUUUCUAUGAUUUCAAUUGUAUUGAAUUUUUAUAAUUUUAAAAUCUAUAUCUAUGGAUGUGAGGUUUCAAAUAUAUGUUUGGCCUAUUUAUUUUUGUGUGCAAUUCUGUUUUAUAGACUUUAUUUAUUUAGAUGUUUUAAAUUUGAAGCACACUUGAAAUAUGUGUUGAUUCUUCAUUGUACAUUCUUUAUCUAUUUUUCUAUUUGAAAUUUUUUGUGUAAGGAAUCUACAUUACAAAUGUAAUAAUAAAAAUUAAUUAAAUCCAUAACUCUUCUAUAUAAUGAAACCAAAUAAGUGUAUCUUAUUUGACAACAUAAAGAGUGAUUGAACAUUCGAUGUAAAUAUCUCAAGGACGUAUUGUUGGGAUCAAAAUAAGACUUUCUUUUUCUUCGGAGCUACACCCACAGGAAGUUGGGUAAAAAAGAUAAUCUGAAAUUGUGAUCAUAAUAACGUUGUUCAAUUCCAUUCCUUACAUUCCAUGCAGUUUCAUGAGUUGAAACGAGGGAAAUAUAUAUAUAUGGGUUAUUUGGUAGAAAAUAUGUUUAUUACAUCAACUUUUAUAUUUCAAACAUAGGGUACCUACAUGGUGAAAAAAUCCAAUGUAACAAUAACUUCACAGAGCUAACAAUGUCAUAACAAAAGCACUCGUAUUUUGUGCUUCUUUAUUUACAAAAAAAAAACGUAGUCAAGGUAUAUAAAAAUAUCAACCCAAACAACUAUUCAAGUAAAUAAAUAUAUUCUACUCCAUCAGUCUAUAUCAACAAGGAAUUAACAAUGAGGAUAUUCAAUUGCUCAAAAUGUUUGUAUGAGUGAACAUGAUUAUACUUUCGAGUUAUUGAACACCCUGUGAAAAGCAAAGAAGUCCUACUUGAAGAUAUAACGGAUUACAACACGUGAUAGCAAAAUUUAGAGUGGACCAGAAGGUAAGUCUUUUCGUAUAAUGAAUUGUUCAAUAUUAUAUUCACUAAUUCUAACUUGAAGUUAUUGCAAUGUGAGUCUAGAUAGUUGAGUAUUCAUUUAGGAAAGUUGAAACAGGAGUUCAUAUAAUGAUACUAUUUUUGUAAUAAUAUAAAAUAUUAGUAUUAGUUGAGAGCCAUCAGGAAUGUGUAACCCUGAAAAUUAAUGCGGAGAUAUCCAAUAUAGAGAGAUUGUGCAAUGGGAUUUGACUCAUGAAAGUAAAAACAGAAUUCUUCCAAGUUGAGAAUUGUAUUUGUCAUAUUUUGCCCCAGAAAAGCAACUUAGAAGGUGUGGCAACUAACAAUCCUUUGCGAAUAAAAAGUGAUCUGUUUUCUGCAUAAAACCAUUGUAAACGUAUUUUUAUUUUUUCCAUCUCGAACUUUACUGCAGAAAAAGUUUCAAAUAAUAAGGCUACAUCACGGAAAACAUAUCAAACCUCAUAAAACAGUGGCGUACUAUACAUUUUUCAUAAAUAGAUCAUAUGCUUUUCCUUCUGUGACGGCACUGGGAUGAGUAGGACAAAUUCAUUCUGUAUAGCAAGAACAGAGCAUUUUUGUACCUAAAUAUCACUUUUUCCUCUUAUUUUGAUGAGUGCUAUAUCCAAUUGGUGUUUGGCAGAUAAAAAAUAAAGCACCCUGUACAGUAGGUACUUCUCUCCUAAUAGUAGUUGAUCAUCUCAUUUAAUGUUUUAUGUUUCUCUCUGCUUUUGCAGGGUGAAUUCUUGAUGGUUCUCUACAUCAAUCUAUUUAUUAUAUAAGUUUCAAUGAGCUCUAUUCAAUAACAUUCUGAUACGUGUAGCACAAGGUUUAUUGAUUUUGUUCACAGUAAUCACAGUAAAGUUCAAACGUAAACCAAUAUCAUUUCCGAUAUUUGUAAUUCUGCUGAAAUCCUUGAUAAGAGGAGCUGUUUGACCAAAUUACAUACACGUUUAAUAUAUUCAUAAUUGUCAGGAAUCGAUUUACCAUCAAUAAUGGACCCUCAGCUGUAUAGUGGAAGACUAAGGAGAAUAUUUCAUAAAUUCAUAUCAAUUAUUCAGGUAGUACCUAUUCUGAUAUACAGAUUGUCUAGAAACGUAUCGAAACUCUUUCAUAUGGAUCGACAAGACAGCUUAUUCAGACACAAAUAGAUUUUACUAGUGUAUGUUGAAAUCUUAGCCCAGUAAUUCACUUUAUGAAGCCACCAUAAAAAGCUACACAUAUCGUCUUUAUUGCCUGAAUCCUAAAUUUUCGUAAGAAAAAAACAAGACAUUGUCCUGACUUGAUGAUUGAAUUCAUUUUAAUUUCUCUUGUAUGGAAUCAUAAACAGGCCCAACUGUUGAGGUAAAAAUAGAUAUUUUCUCGAAUCAAAUAUUCCAUUACUUGUUUUGAGUGAAAAAUCGACAAGGGUUACUAUUUGUAUACGCACUUUUUUAGAGUUCUUAUCUCAGAUAGUCAGAUAAACUCCUCUAUUGAUUCCUGAAAUAUUUCGAUACGUUUACCUACAACCUCUGAUUCAGAACUGAUUUCCUGAGAGAUAAUGACACUGAAAUAUUUGUCUGAUCGUUGAAUUAUUCAAAAUGCCAUGGGAUAUUUUAUCAAACACGGAAUUCAUAUGAAACUUAGACAAUUCCAAUCACAAUUCGCCCUGAAUCACUCUCAUAUAAAAAUGAAUACUGAAAAAAGGCUGAAAGUAAAUAUUAAAGUUGAAUAAAAAGGGUUGCAUGGUUCAAAUAUACCAACCAGUAUGACUGUCGCCUUUUCCAAGAGAUGCAAGCCAUUACUACCUCUUAUUGAAAUUUUAAGUGGACUUAUGCACACUGCUUUUUCAAUAAUAUGUUGCUUUCGUUACUUGUCAUCAAAUUGAUUUUCACUUGAGGAAAUUGAAACUCUUCUUCAUGACCAAAUAACAGCCCUCAGCGUAAUUAGCCCGAUGAUUGAUUUUGUUUUCAAAGUCUGUGUUAAAAGAUAAAAGUUAGUAAUCUUUCAGAGAAUAAUUGAGGGAAAAUGAUAAUCAAUUUGGGUGCAUGAUUAACGUGUUUCAACCUUGUGAAAUUACAGAUUAAUGAGAAAGAAGUGUGCAUAAAACUUACAUAAUUUUUUCUGCUAUAAUCAACUGAAAAGAGCUCAUUUACAUACAAUUUAGCUUUGGAUUUGACUACACAAAAAUGAUUUCAUCCGGUUUACAUGGGAUGGACCUUACUCAUUUUGGAGUGUACUCAGGAACAUUUCUUAGGGUCGACUAUUUAUCAGUAACAAAACACAAUAAUGGAAAAUUUACAUAUGAAUACGGUUUUUGGCUUAUUCAAAAAAUGAAAUACUCUCAUAUGUUAAUGAAAUCCACUUCUCACGUAAACCAGAUAUGUAUUACAUGAAAAAUAACUUAAUGGAGGAUUAAAAUAAAGUUAAAAAAAUGUGAAUAUCAAAAAGAAAAUAAUAAAAAAUAUCUUGGCAAGUGUAAAAAAUUGGUCCUUAAGGUAUUAUUCAAGAAAAAUUCCUUCUCCUUUCUUUGAAUAACCAUGAACUGUUUAUGAGUUCCAAACUUGAAACCACUACCAUUCUCAGAAUAAAUGGCGAGAUGCCAACAAUCAAUAUACCCUGUAUACAAUUACAAAUAAAUAAUAAAAUGCAGUUUGUGCGUGAAUUUCUUUUUGAAUAUGUACGUUCCGACAGAGGAAGAGAUAUAAAAACCGAAAAAACUUCAGUCAGUUAAUAGACGAGAUGGUAAGAGUAGAGAGGCCCUUUUUAAUAGCUUAUAUAUACAAUUAGGCCCUAAGUUGACUAAAAAUUGAGUUGUUCUUAAAUACUAUUCGAAUUAAAUAUGUUCCUUUAAGCAUGACAUGCAGAGGUUUGGCAUUCACUAAAGUCUAAAGCCACAAAAAUUUAGAAAUAUUCAUUUCGAUAAAAAAAAGUAUUCUGGUUAAGUGUAAGCAGGAGAUCAUUUGACAUUCAAAGAAAACAAUUUAAGUUUUUAAACGUAUUAAGAACAACCUUUAUAUAUUUGCACAGCACUUUCGGCAGUAGCCAUAUCACUAAUAUAAUUUAUUGCAAUAGUGAUGUGUGAUCCUAAGUAUUUCAGAAACAGUUGAUAUAUUGAAAUUCUACUCUUGCUGAAAUCUCAUCACAGUAAAGUUUGCAUAGGUACAUAGACAACAACUAAUUGAUAACUUUACUGGUUUCACAACGUUCCAUUUGGUUAUCUUUUUGGCACAAAAUUUAAUGACUAACGGACAGCCUGAUAACUCAUCGUCAUGUCAUGUUACAGUAAAGUAGUUCUAUCUCAGGAAACAUCAUGGUGCUGGUGCCUCGUCUUCUUGUUCGACGAAAAUGUGAACCAAGUACCUACUUUCCUUCCUAGAGAGUUAUGAGAGGCUGUGUUGAGUUGAAGAGUUGAUCCCAUAUAACCCGAAUCAUGUUUAAAGUUUUUUCC
Phaedon cochleariae (mustard beetle) is the source of this 11940-nucleotide messenger RNA. Lineage: Eukaryota; Metazoa; Arthropoda; Insecta; Coleoptera; Chrysomelidae. The record is from the annotation of a GenBank genome assembly.